AUGCCUACGUCGCCAGCCCCUCGAUCCGUAAAGAAAGUGGCAUUGAGUCCUACCAAAGGCUCGGGUCUUGGUGAUUCUUCUUCUCCUGGAUCCCCAAGUCGAUUCAGCAAGAAGAAGCUCCAGAGCAGUCAAAUCGACCAGCAGCUCCUUGCGCUUGAGCACGAUGACGGCAAUCGCCACUCCAAGAAUCUGACGCUAUGUCUGAACGAGUACGCAAAGAAGAUCGAAGAUUUACAGGAAAAGAAUCGCCGACUAGAGGAAGAGCUGGCAUUCGACGAUCACGUGGCGCGUGACGAUCCUUUCUUCAAUGAGCAGACAGCCGAGAAGCUGUCCAAUUUGUAUCUACAGGGCAAUAACUUUAUGAUCCGCUUGGAGCUGGAGCGGAAGGAAGUGGCACGUCUGAACGCGCUCAUCCAAUCGCAAGAGACCACCCUAGCGCAUCAAAAAAUGAAGUUGUAUGAGCUGGCUGCUCUGGAUCACAACCAUGCCAUCAUGCUCGGACGUGUUCGCAAGAUGGAGCACGAUAUCGACCGCCGGCUUGUUAAGAUGAAUGAAAAGCUCAAUCGCAAUCGACAGCUGCGGGAGGUCAUCGAUGCACAUCGAGCUGAGCGUGCCCGUAUGGACGAUAGCUUCACCAAGAUCUCGACGGAGACAUUGUCGAAGCGUCACAAGGUGGCUCGAGUCAACGAAGAAGUGGAGAAGCUUCGACAGGAGAUCGAGGCUGUUGAACAGGAGAUUGAAGACGUACGCCAAGAAGAAGAAGAGUGGGAGAUGAAGUGUGACCGUCGUGCAGCCGUUCUCCUGCAAGAGCUUAAGGAGAUUGCGUUGCAUCAAAAAGAUGCAGAGGGGCUGGUUGACGAGGACAAGUACAAGUUUUUGGGCGAGAAUGAUAUCAUGAAGACUGUAUCAGAGGCAAAAGAAAGCGAAAUACAGUCACGUGCCAAGCGUAGCAAAUGGAAAAGCGGCCAGGCCAAGGUCACUACAGAUGUAAUGCUGACAAAGUACCAAGAGAACCGCACGUACAUCGAAAAGAUCCACGAGGUCUCGGGCAUAAAGACCGUAUCGGAGAUGAUCGACGUUUUCAACAACCAAUAUCCUUCACAGCUAAUUUGUCCAGAACACUUUGAUCGCAUUCAACACGUGAAUCAACUGGCCGAGGAGAUUGAGAAUCAUCGCCUAGUAAGCACCAAACUGCGUGAGGAAAUUGGCAGGCUGAAACAACGCAAGGAUUCGGCAGAUUUUCAGCGCAUGAAUCGCAUUGAAGGACUUCGGUCAAAAAUUCAGCACACGAACGAGCAGGAGAAGAUCAAAGAGAACGCAAACCGCGAAAUGCAUACGUUCUUGGAAGCGCUUAAGCCAGCAGUGCUGCUAUUCCACUCACGCAUCGGCUGUUCCGACGUUCAUACUGACGACAUGAAGCAGGUGCUUAGUGACAUUGAAGAGCAGAUUGUCACAGUGCUACAAGCGUAUCAUGCCAAGGUUGAAGCCAUCAGAAAGGAGGAGGCUUUGAACCAACCUAUCGCGACGGCCAGCUUGUCAUCGCAGGCACCUCCUGCUAAACGCAAGGCUUCUGUGGUGGGAGGAGCACGCACUCGCCGCAGCACACUCCUGCCCGCAGCUGCUGACGCCAACAAAUCGCCUAGUGCGAAGACCAUCAACGCAAUGCUGGCGAAGCAGCAGCCUUAUCGUUAUACUGGACUGCGGCCACCUCAUUUGUCCGUGGAAGAACUACGCAAGAAAGACAACGUUGAAGAGGAGUACCCACUCACGUACCAUGAACUCAAGGUCAAAGUUUGGCACGGAGACGCAUCUCAGUAA
Messenger RNA from Phytophthora infestans T30-4, 1818 nucleotides. RefSeq lists its product as uncharacterized. NCBI's taxonomy places the organism in Eukaryota, Oomycota, Peronosporomycetes, Peronosporales, Peronosporaceae. The record is from RefSeq and is a predicted model, not a curated record. The coding region runs from base 1 to 1818 and encodes 605 amino acids. The transcript has 6 exons.